This is a messenger RNA of Cryphonectria parasitica EP155, 3768 nucleotides long. RefSeq names its product essential for circadian rhythmicity (gene TIM). NCBI's taxonomy places the organism in Eukaryota, Fungi, Ascomycota, Sordariomycetes, Diaporthales, Cryphonectriaceae. The transcript has 4 exons. Gene Ontology annotation, cellular component: replication fork protection complex. Gene Ontology annotation, biological process: DNA replication checkpoint signaling; replication fork arrest; DNA repair. The coding region runs from base 1 to 3624 and encodes 1207 amino acids. Gene Ontology annotation, molecular function: DNA binding. The record is from RefSeq and is a predicted model, not a curated record.
AUGGACCCUCCGGCAGGUCGAGAGGAUGUCGUGCACCCCGAGGUUCGGGCGCAUAUCAACAGUCUAGUGUCUGCUCUCGGAGGCUUCAAUGAUGAGGACGAUGGCACAUACUAUAGACUGGGAGACGAUGCGCUUGACGUCCUCCGCGACAUCAAAAAAUGGAUUCGCUUCUACGACGAGAAGACCAACCGCAUGGACGUUGCGCGGUGUCUGGCCGACGCAAACCUUGUCAGCGGCGAUCUGAUCCAUAUCCUCGCCCUCUGGAGUGAAAAUGGUAGAGACGAUAAAUACAAGGCCAAGGUGGCGCUGGCCUGCUUCGAGCUCUUGGCCCCCUUGACGUGGCCCAUCGAGAAGAACCGCGAGACUAUGACCAACAAUCAUCAUAGGCACGUCCCGGUGCUGGAACUCGCACAACUCAAGUACAAGCGGGAUAUCAUCAAUUUCGACAGCGCACGCUUGUUACAUACGGCAGUCCGUGCCGCCCUGCCUUCCAUGGCCCUGCCCAUUGGGGACAGGACGCAGAGGGACGGCGGUAUCAUCAAGCUGGUGCUGUACUUUCUGCGCAAUAUCGCCCUGAUCGCAUCAACUCCCGGGAUGAAGACUGAGGGUGACGAGUCCCAGAUAUCGCGCUCGGCCACAAUCGACGCAUUCUCGUACCAGGACAUCUUCUUCACAAUCCUAACACUGGCAUCGAACAUGGGCGAAGACUUCAAGACAGAGGAUGUGAUCGUGAUGGAGAUUAUUUUUCAUCUGAUCAAGCGGGUCGACAACAAGAAACUCUUCCUCAACGAAGAGGAGCUGCGAAAGGUCAAGACAGGCGAGUUGGCCGACGCAAUGAAGAAGGAGGCCUCCAUGUUGCGGUCCUACAACCGGAAAGCACCCACUAGGCACAGCCGUUUCGGCACGAUGCUCUGGGUCCAGAAGUCAGACGGGAAGGUCUCGUCACUGUCUGGCCAGGGCGCACUGGCUGAUGUCUCCGCGAGAGAGCGGAAGAUGGACGAAUCCAAGACCUUCCGACCGCCGAGACGAGCCGCCAAGGAGGCUAUGGAGCCGGUUGCCCUCGGACCACCUGUCGUAUUGAAUGCGCGAGCAAACAAGCAGCUUCGCGAUUUUGUUGAAGAGUUCUUAGACUCUGGUUUCAACCCUCUGUUCCAGCAAGUGCGGAAGACCCUCGAGAGGGAAGGUGUCGAGGUCAUGUCACAUCAUCCCCAACAGUUCUUCUACACUGUUGCCUGGUUCCUUGAGACGGAGCGUGCCAGACAACAUUCAAAAAGGGGGCAAAAGCCGUCUUCAGAUGAACAAGUCAGCAGUUACCAGCUCGUCGCUACCGUCCUGAACCAAGAAAUGUUCAUCACUGUAAAACGCUUCCUCGUCAAGUCUUACAGCGACGGCAACUGGAGAGAGCUGAAUGCCGUCAUGCGCUGCUUGACGCAGAUUCUCUUGACAGUCCAGGAGAUGUUUUCAUCAGACAACGAGGAGGAUCAAGAAAUCGCCGAGAACGCGCUGGGCCGGCUUUUCUACGAAGAGGUCACCCACGAUACCAUUGUCAAUAUUGUACGCACAUACAAAGAUCAGGGCUUCGAUUACCUGGACGCAUGUAUAGAACUGGUUCACACGUACAUGCGGGUCCUGGAAGCAUAUUCAAAAGAGAACGUGGAUAUGCAGGUCCGCUCCAAGAGGCGGACUAGGACGAAGAAGAAGAAGGCUCAGCAGGCUACAGGCGCAGAUGAUGCGGAGGGCAAUGACCAGGGAGAUGGAGAUGACGACUCUGCGGAUGACCAGGCUGCCGCAGAGAAGACCAGCCAGGAACGGAAAUUCGACUUCAAGAAGUUCGCCAACAGAUUUGUGGUCCAAGGUGUAGUGGACACCUUCGUCAAAUACAUGAACUACUACAGGGAUCUCGACGACUCUCAGUUGAAAAGGGCACAUCGGUAUUUCUACCGACUGGCCUUCAAGCAGGAUAUGAGUGUGAUGCUCUUCCGUGUCGACAUCAUACAUCUUUUGUACAACAUGAUCAAGGGACCUGAGCCUCUGGACAAAACCCUUGGCAUGUACAAGGAAUGGGAGGAACUCGUGAAGCAAGUGAUCAGGCGGUGUAUGAAGAAGAUCCAGGAGCGCCCAGCGUUGAUCAUUGAGCUAUUAUUCUCCAAGACGAACUCUACGGCUUACUACCUGGAGCAUGGCUACGACAAGCAGGUUCUCAGCACUACUACGCCCAAACCUGCGGCCGAACUCGAGUUCCGGCGGGUAGACCUGGCUUUGGGUGAGCAGAUUGCAAUCGCUGUCAGUCUGUUGCUCGAGAAGGAAGAAUCAGACCACUUAGAAUGGGUGAAAACUCAGUUGAUCGCCUGUGAAAAGCAGCGUGAGGCGUGGGAGGCAUCGGAGAAGGCGAGGCUCCUGCUCGAGGCACCUGAUGGCAGUAUGGCCUUGCCAGACAACUGGGAGGUGGCGAUGAAAGAGCCCGAGAUGUUCAUCAUCCUUUCCGACGACGAUGCACGAAAAACAGCCGUCUUCAAGAACCCACGCCUACGUCUGUUAAUGAAGGUUGUCGGCUUCGAGCGUCUCGCUCCCGCCUUGGACGAAGAGCUCGGUUCAGCCUGGAUCAUCCCACCACGCCACUCGGCUGAGGAUCUCGGAGAGUAUAGGGAUUUGAUCAACAAGGCGAUGGAUAACCCCGCGAUAUUUGGGGACGGCGAGACCGCCGAUGCACAAGUCCGCCGCAAGGCUGCCCCUCGUAAGAAGGCCGUCUACGACGAUGACGAAGAUGACGGUGCCAAUGACUUCCUGGAUGACGGUGACAACGCCAUGUUUCCCAAGAACGCCCGCUGGGAGAAGGUCGGCGACGCAGGGACCAAGAAGCGCCGUACGCGCCGCAACAAAGACAACCUGGAUAGCGAGGACGACACCAAUGAUCUAACCACGGAGGAAAGAGAUGCUGUCCGUGACAGGAGGGCUCACAAGCGCCGCAGGCGCGACCUCGAAAGGCAGCUCAAGAUCAAGUCCGCGCUGUACAUCGACCCGGCCGAUGAUGAGAGCGAUCCCGAGAAUGACGCCGAGUUCUUUGCUCGGGAGGAGGCGAUCCGCCAGCGCGUAAGCAAGGCGCUUGAGUUCGCCCCGACGGAUGUGUCGCAGCUUCAGGAGAGACUUGCGCCCGCGGCGGCAAUCGCCGAGACCAUGAGACGGCUGAUGGCGGACAGCGAUGAUGACGAGCAGCCCACAGCGACGGAGAGUGAUGGUGAUGGUGAUGGGUCGCCAUCUGCCAGGCCUAGGAAGAGGAAAUCCGAAGCGAUGGAUUUGAGUGAUGUGGGUGCUGGUGCGGAUGAGACAAGUUCACCGCCUGUUAAGAAGCCGAAAAGCAGGCUUGGUUUCCUGGUUGACAGUAGUGACGAGGAGGAUGAGGACAUGGACGAUGCCGAAUCUUCUUCUGAUAACGCUGGCGCUGAUGAAGAGGAGACUGUUGAAAAUCGGUCCCCUCUCAAAGAGAAGGACAGCAAUGUGUCUGCACAAAACAGCAGCAAGUUUGAUGAUGCUGAUGAUGGCGAGGAUGAUGACAUUCCUGUAGCCACCAAGAGACGACCGAGGGUGAAGAGUGGAUUUGUCUUGGAAGACAGCGAUGAGGAAUAGUUGUUGUUCUAAGCAUUUGUUCUGUUGCAGGAGUUAAUGUGGACAGAUCAGAGUCUUUGAGUUUAGCUGGCAUCUGUUUGCACUGAAGUUGGAGGUAUCCAACAAGGCUGGAGGAAUAGAAUUGAGACAUGUUUCCCCUUCGCC